GAAGAUGGCUGCCGCGUCUACCGGCCCUGCCGAUGGGAUUCUGAUCGGGGACAAGAUGUACUCGGGCGUCCUGAUCUCUCUGGAGAACUGUCUGAUUCCUGAGGAGAAGUGCGCCCUCACUCCUUCCAUAGUGGAUGGCUUGGAUCCAGACACGGAGACGGACCUGCGCUGUGUGGGCUGCGAGCUCAUCCAGUCAGCCGGCAUUCUGCUGCGGCUUCCACAGGUUGCGAUGGCUACAGGACAAGUAUUAUUCCAAAGGUUCUUCUAUUCAAAGUCGUAUGUAAAGCAUUCAAUGGAGCAGGGUGUUGUGUUCUCUUUUUAGCACGUUUCAAUGGCCUGCGUCCAUUUGGCGUCCAAGAUUGAAGAGGCACCGAGGCGCAUUAGGGAUGUGAUCAACGUGUUUCAUCGCCUUCGACAGUUAAGGGAGAAGCAGAAGCCGUCACCUUUGGUGUUGGAUCAGGAGUAUGUGAACUUGAAGAACCAAAUAAUAAAAGCCGAGAGGAGGGUCCUAAAGGAAUUGGGCUUUUGUGUGCAUGUGAAACACCCUCAUAAAAUAAUUGUAAUGUACCUGCAAGUUUUGGAGUGUGAACGCAAUAAGCAUCUGGUCCAGACUUCAUGGAAUUACAUGAAUGACAGCCUCCGCACUGAUGUCUUUGUGAGAUUUGACCCUGAAACAAUCGCAUGCGCCUGCAUUUAUCUGGCGGCAAGAACGCUGGAGAUAUGCCUCCCAAAUCGUCCUCACUGGUUUCUUUUGUUUGGUGCUUCUGAAGAAGACAUUCGGGAGAUCUGUCUUCAUAUUUUAAGGCUGUACACUCGGAAGAAGGCUGACUUGACGGAUCUGGAAAGUAAAGUUGAUAAAAGAAAGCUGAUGCUUGAGGAAGCUAAAGCUAAGGCAAAAGGGUUACUGCCUGAUGGGACUCCUCGUAUCGACAAUGUCCCAGAGUUCUCGCCCAAUGUGAAAAAUGUUUCUCCUAAGGAAGGGAAAUCGGGCAGGCCGUCACCUGUCUCUUUACAUGCACUGAAAAAUGUCAAAAGAAAAGUAGAGGACUCAAAAGGGACCACAUCAUCGAGCCCCGUAAAUGGUGUUACAAAAGGAAGAGAAAGCAGAAGUGGUAGUAGAAGCAGAGACCACAGCUACUCCCGUUCUCACUCGCGAUCUGUGUCUCCUAAGCGCAGGAAAAGUAAAAGCUACUCUACCUCCAGCGGUUCAAAAUCUCGCAGUCAUUCUAGAAGUCGAAGCGACUCUCCACCUCGAAAAGCAAACCAUGGCUCCUACAAAAGUUCCAAAAGCCAGUUAUAUGCUAAGGGUAAGGACUACAAAUACACUGGACAUAAAAGAAGAUCCCGGAGCAGAAGCUCCUCCCCUCACAGCCGCUCACAUGGAAGUCCAGACUCUGGAAAAUACAAGAAGAAAAGUCACUACUACCGUGACCGUCGGCGGGAGCGUUCCCGGUCUUACGAGAGAGUGCCUCAUCGGCACUAUGACCGUGAUUACCCGGGUCACAGUCAUCACCGAAGAUGAAAAUACUGCUACAGUUACUUCUGAUAUUUUGACUUCCACCUAAUAUGGAUCAUAAUCAACGAUAGAAAUGUGGAGAAACUGACCUUCCAGUCGGCAAUCAGAUUACAUAUUGGUGCUAAUUGACCAACUGAGACUAUAGUGUUUUUUGUUUUUGUUUUUUUUCUUCUGCCCCAGUGAUUAGAAUGGAAUAUCUGACUGGGAGAGACGUUCUGGUUUACAGCCCACAUUUUGAAGAAAGACAUUUUAGAAGGAAGUUGAACCACGCAUAGGCUGUCUGUAAAUCGUCGAACUACAUUAUAGGUGUAAAAGUUUUAUUAUAAUAGACCUAUAUUAGGUCACAACUGAAUGUUUUUUGAUUUUUUUUUUUUUUUUUUUGUCACGGAGCAUGGCCUUAGCGUUCUGAACAUAUGUAAAUAGCUACAUGUUACAUGUCUCCGAUGAGUGUGCAGGACAUUGUCAGUAUAGGUGUGAUGUACCUCGACACGUCUGUACAAUAGAUCAUUUUAUACCUUUCCAUGCCCGUGCCGGACACGUGCAGUCACUCGUACUGUCUUAUGACUUAGACGUACAUGAAAUUCUACUCAGGAUAUUUGAUAGCUCAAAUAUAUUGAAGAUUUGUCUUUCUGCUUGUUUACCAGAUCUACCAUGAAAACCAACCACAGCCAGGCCGUAUCAGUUUUAUUGGUAUAUCCAAGCUGUAUUCUUCAUUAUUCAUUAAAGUAUUGGAUUUUAUAUUUAAA
Messenger RNA from Bufo bufo (common toad), 2262 nucleotides. It is a transcript of the gene CCNL2, whose product is annotated as cyclin L2. Lineage: Eukaryota; Metazoa; Chordata; Amphibia; Anura; Bufonidae. The transcript is spliced from 11 exons. The record is from RefSeq and is a predicted model, not a curated record. Gene Ontology annotation, molecular function: cyclin-dependent protein serine/threonine kinase regulator activity. Gene Ontology annotation, biological process: regulation of transcription by RNA polymerase II. The coding region runs from base 332 to 1522 and encodes 396 amino acids. Gene Ontology annotation, cellular component: nucleus.